Scatophagus argus is the source of this 1430-nucleotide messenger RNA. It is a transcript of the gene il17a/f1, whose product is annotated as interleukin 17a/f1. The record is from RefSeq and is a predicted model, not a curated record. The coding region runs from base 802 to 1317 and encodes 171 amino acids. NCBI's taxonomy places the organism in Eukaryota, Metazoa, Chordata, Actinopteri, Scatophagidae. Gene Ontology annotation, molecular function: cytokine activity. Gene Ontology annotation, cellular component: extracellular region. The transcript has 3 exons. Gene Ontology annotation, biological process: inflammatory response.
AGAAAUUAAAUAAGUAAUAAGUAAGACUGAUGUGUCAAUUAUCAAUAGAUUUUCUAGUCCACGACUGAUUGAUCGAGCUUGAGUUGCAGUUCCUCUUGAAGCUGCUGAAUUGGCUAAGGUCAGGACUGUUGGUCAGUGAGCUCAGUUCUUCCACAGUAAACUGGGAAAACUGAAAUAAAAGACAGAAACUGCUGACAAGAGGUUGGAGAACCAUUUUUUUGUCUAAAAUCUGGUUUCCUGAUUUGAACAAACCAAAAGUAAAGUGUGAAGACGUGUAAUCAGACACAGUGGAGGUUCAUUUCGUGAUCGAGCACACUUCAUGCUGUUGAGGAUCAGAUGACCUAGAAAAUUUGCUGCAAAUUUUGCGUGCAGAAUAAUUAAACCUUGACAUCAACUAUGAAAGUGGGUCAACCAUCAGGUCUUGUCAUGCGAGUCUGAUCUUAGUGGUUUGGAGAGGAGGAUCAAAAACACCUCAAUAGAGAAAGAAAGGGUGACAUCAUCGGCGGAAGUCCGACAGCAGCACCAACUCUGUGAUCAGAAUAAAUAUCAGAGCUAAACCCAGAGUCCAGCAGAACAGCAGCGAAGAAGAAGACGUCAACAGUCAGCAGAGGACACAGUUCAGAGCUGUACGUGAGCGAGUUCCCGUCAAACCUCCAGGUUAAACACCUGAACCUCCAGCAGAGCCCGAGGAGCCCAAACAGUCGAACACAGCUAAGAUUUGCGAGGAGGACCAGAUCACAUCCAGAUCUGAGUAAGAUCCAGAGAGGAAAGCGAGACGCUCAGAGACUCCAAACUAUCAACAUGUUUUCAGCUUCUAACAAAGUGAUGACGGCUGUCUGUGUGGUGGCAGUGGUGAUGAUGAUGAGGAUGAUGAUGACGGAGGCAGCAGCCAUGCCAAAAACAGGCGGCCACUCAAAACCCUCAGGGAAGACACACAGGAAGUCUUCUGAUGGUGCAACGGUAGAAACGGUCCCCCUGCAGCUCGACCCCAACUCUCUGAUUUCUUCCAGACACAUCAGGCCGCUGCACAACGCCUCCAUCUCCCCGUGGACGUACAACGUCUCCCAUGACGAGUCUCUGUUCCCUCCGAUGCUGUCGGAGGCUCGUUGUUUGCUGCAUGGCUGUCUGGACAUGGAAGGCCGGGAGGACCUGAACUUGGAGUCCAGACCCAUCAUGCACCAGGUGAUGGUGCUGCGCCGGGUGAAGUCAACGGGGGCGGAGUCAGGGGCGGGGCACAGCUACCACUAUCGUCUGGAGUCCCGCCUUAUCGCCGUGGGCUGCACGUGUGUCCGACCCCUCAUCCAACACCAGGAGUGAAGACCAGCAGGGACCAGACCGGCUACUGGGUCGGUCUGCCGCCAACAUGAGCUUCUGUAUGGAGGAUGAGUACCAACAAAAACGUGAAGAUCAGGGACAUUUGGAAAAGAAAA